AAAUAAAAACUGUGAUAUUUAUUUUUUUAUACAAAAUUACUUUUUUUGUUAUAAAAUUAUAAAAAAAAACAAAAUUCUUUAAAAAAAACAUGAAACAACCUAAUCGUGAUAAUUGCAAGUAUUCCAUAAAUUUGAAAAUAUUUAAAUUACAACCCAGUGCAAAUGCUAACAAUAACGGUGAUAAAAAGUCUUCUUUGGUAGUGCCCAUGCCCACCAUAAUGCCGCCUACUUUACAAAGAAAACGCAAUUCCUGGCGUAGUGCCUGGAAAUUGGCUCAUCAAAAUAAUACACAAAAUAUUAAAAUACGUAAUUCUCAUAAUAACAAUAAUAAAAACUCCUCCAAUACAAAUAAUCACAACAACAAUAAUAUUGCAAAUACAAAAGAUAAGUUGGUUUUAGAUUCAACUAAUAAAAAAGAUAAUUUAAACAAUGACCAACAAGAACACCACUCACCACCACGACCACCUCUAGUGCUCAAAGAUCAAGUUCAAUUAAAAGAAAGUGAUAAAAUUAUAAAAAAUAAUCUAGAAAAUGUUGAAGAGGACAACAAUCUACCAUUAGAGGAGCAAGAAAUUUUGUCUAUGCCCUGGUUUGGCAUGGAUAUUGGUGGCACUUUGACGAAAUUGGUGUAUUUUGAACCCAAAGAUAUUACACCAGAUGAACAAGAUCAAGAGGCCGAAAGUUUAAGAAGCAUUAGACGUUAUCUAACGAAAAAUUCAGCUUAUGGCAAAACAGGUCAUAGAGAUACACAUUUACAGAUGGACAAUGUGGAAAUACGUAAACGUACUGGUUCGUUGCAUUUUAUACGUUUUCAAACCACAGAUAUGGGCAACUUUCUAUCACUGGCCAAACAAAAGGGUAUGGCUGAAUUGGUAACCACUGUCUGUGCUACGGGAGGAGGAGCUUACAAAUUUGAAAAUGAUUUUCGUGAGCAAGUUAAUAUGAAAUUGGCUAAAUUUGAUGAAUUGGAUACUUUAAUUAAAGGCAUACUAUUUUCCGAAAUACAAAAUCGUACAGAAUGUUAUUAUUAUGAAAAUGCCCGUGAUAUAAUGAAAAGUGAGAAAAAAGCUUUUGAUUUUUCACAACCUUAUCCCUUUAUAUUGGUUAAUGUGGGCUCAGGUGUUUCCAUAUUAGCCGUCUAUGGUCCUGACAACUAUAAACGUGUAUCGGGUACUAGUUUGGGUGGUGGUACAUUCCUGGGCUUGUGUUGCCUCUUAACAGGCUGCACUACUUUUGAAGAGGCCAUACAAUUGGCCACCAAAGGUGAUAAUCGCAAAGUAGACAAAUUGGUACGUGAUAUUUAUGGUGGAGAUUAUGAUCGUUUUGGUUUGACUGGUGAUUUAGUGGCUUCUAGCUUUGGUCAAAUGCAUAUACAAGAUAAACGAGCCUCUGUCUCCCGCGAAGAUCUUGCCAAUGCCACUUUAGUUACAAUAACCAAUAAUAUCGGUUUAAUAGCUCGCAUGUGUGCACUCAAUGAAAAAAUCGAUAAGGUUGUUUUUGUUGGUAAUUUCCUGCGUGUUAAUCCUAUAGCUAUGAAAUUACUGGCUUAUGCCAUGGAAUUCUGGUCGAAUGGCACCUUAAAAGGUCUCUUCCUAGAACAUGAAGGUUAUUUUGGAGCUUUAGGCUGUUUACUGCAAUUUAAUGGUGAAAUAGCAGCAGCACUAAAUGAAACCACAGAUAAAGUAACAACAGCAACAGAUCCAUCCACAUCGCAGCAUAAAGAUAAGAAUAAUGCAGAUGUAACAGCAGCAACAACGACAACUGAAACUCAAAGAUAGUUAUAAAAUUUAGUUUAAAGAGUGGUGCCUUUAUUUAAGUUUUAAGCAUUAUAUAAGUUAGUUUUAAUUAAACAAGAAAAAAAAAUCAAUCAAUCAAUCAAUAUUUAAGGCCAGCACGCUUGUUUUGUUUCCUCUUCUUCUUGACACAGAGUUUCUUAAUUAAGACUUUUUAAUAUAAA
Molecule: messenger RNA, 1957 nt
Organism: Lucilia cuprina (Australian sheep blowfly)
Lineage: Eukaryota; Metazoa; Arthropoda; Insecta; Diptera; Calliphoridae
Gene: fbl
Product: pantothenate kinase 3
Exons: 8
Coding region: 90-1778 (562 amino acids)
Biological process (GO): coenzyme A biosynthetic process
Cellular component (GO): cytosol; nucleus
Molecular function (GO): pantothenate kinase activity; ATP binding
Source: RefSeq, a predicted model, not a curated record